AACAGAAAAAAGUACUUUAUGCUGUUUAAAUUUUGAGUUAGCCCUUGGAUUGAUUAUGUGAUACAUUUCUAUUGAAUGUGAGCACGCACAAACUAAGUUAAUUGUGCUCCCAACAAUUUAUAAAUGUUUCCACGAUGGAGGUAAGAAGUGUGCUACUCUACUGCAUCUUCUUGAGUGCUAAUUAUGCAGCUAAUACUCUGAAUAUCCACCACUUCAAGCUGAAUGCGACUAUAAGUGACUUAAUAACCCAUUCCCUGAGCAGUUGUAUCGCUGGUAACCCAAAGCAAUUCCAACUUGGAAGCAACAUUUUGUUCUCUGAAUUCGUAACAAGAGAGGAUGAGAGCAUAUACUUUGUUGACUUUUUUAUCAAAGCUUUGGGAUCCCAACGUAAGGUGAUUCAUAACAAUAUUUUGAACGAAGCUGGUAAGAGAUAUGAACAUUUUGCUGGCAGCUUUCCAGAUACUUUGAUUAUACAUAUCGAGCAUGCAGAAGAUUUAGAAAAUAACACUAUGUUUUUGUAUCCAUUUGACACCAUCAAUCCAACUGUCAUUGUGAUAUGUACUAAUGCAUCUUCAAAACCAAAUAGACUAGCAAGACAUAUUUUUAAUGUGUCUUUGGCGAGACGUUUGUUAAAUACUAUAAUUUUGCUUCCUGAACCUAGCAAUAUCACAACAUUCAAUAUAUACAGCUGGUCAUCAAAAAAAGGGCAUUGCUUAAAGUCUAUAAAGGUGCACAAAGUGAAUAGUUGCAGCUUUGGCAAUAUGGCAACAAGUGAGAAGAUUAUCAGUACAAGAAGGAUGUUUAACAAAUGUACCUUGAAUGUGGGCUAUAAGAUAAGUCCUCCUCAUGUUAUUGAGGUAAAUCAAACACUUACAGGAAUCGAAGUUGACCUUUUAAGUUUACUAAGUGAGAAACUUGGAUUCCAACUUAAUUUCAAUGAUAGCGUGACGUUUUGUGACGCAGGAGGGAAUCACGCAGAAGCUUUGAUGAACAAAUUGGAGAGCCAUGAAAUAGACUUCGCGAUUGGAAGUUUAGUAAGGACAGAAAAUAGGUGCAAUACUUUUGACUGUAGUCACACAAUAAAUUUGAAAUCUCAAGCUGUUUGGUGUGUACCUCGUGUACCAGACCGAAUGGGAAGUGCUUUGGCAGGCUACAUCUGGAACGAUGUUUGGAUCUAUGUGUUGGUGUUAUAUUUAUCUCUGACCAUCUGCACUUGGUUUGUAAGCCGUUCCCAAGACAGUUACUUCAAAUAUUUUCUUAAUAUAAUGUUCGCUUACUUUGCAGCAAUAUUCCUGGUUGCUCAAAAUCGACAACCAAAGACAUGGUAUGGCAGAUACUUCUUUGGUUUAAUUUUAUUGUUGGGAAUGUACAUAGGCAUUAUUCUUGGUGACGUAGUUACAAGCAUACUAACCAGCCUAUACAAAACCGAAAGGUACAACACUCUAGAUGAUAUACAAGUAUGAUUUACCUACACAUUUCGCUUUCAACUUUUUACGUUAUAAUAAAUAUGAGAGUGAUGAGCGAUAUUUGUAUGGAGUACCUAUUAAAAGGAUGAUAAGAAAAUAUAUAUAUUCAAAAGACGCAACAGAAACAUUGUUGAAUGUCACAAAAAAUCAUAUUUCGUUUUGCUUACCUGACACCCAAUUCAGCUAUUGUAUGACGAAUGACGAGAAAGUGAGAAGCAUUAGAAGCAAAAUAAAGUGUAUGAAAAGCACCAAUGAACAGGGUUUUGACGUGAUAAUAUGGAUGAGAAAACGAUUUCUUCAGUCUGAAGCAUUUGUUAAGAAUCUAAAGAGAAUCAUAGACGCGGGGUUUAUUGAAAAAUGGACGAAUUACUUGAAUCUGCAGGAUAUCAGUCAACGAUUACUUGCCAGAGAGGGAGCUAUUAAGGAUCCAGAAAUAAAAUUUGAGGAAAUCAAGACGAUAUUUGUUCUACUGCUUGUCGGACAUGCCUUAGCUGCUUCCGUACUUAUACUGGAACUAUGGUAUUCGAAGAGAUCCAGGAAAUAUUGAUGACGAUACAAUAAAGCAAGAGAUGUUACAAUAGUUCUUCAAAGUAAAGCCUGCCGCACACUUGCAAUGUAUUAAAGCACCAUUUAUUGUAUUUGAG
This is a messenger RNA of Acanthoscelides obtectus, 2110 nucleotides long. The record is from the annotation of a GenBank genome assembly. Lineage: Eukaryota; Metazoa; Arthropoda; Insecta; Coleoptera; Chrysomelidae.